This is a messenger RNA of Aspergillus steynii IBT 23096, 840 nucleotides long. RefSeq lists its product as uncharacterized. The record is from RefSeq and is a predicted model, not a curated record. The transcript has a single exon. Lineage: Eukaryota; Fungi; Ascomycota; Eurotiomycetes; Eurotiales; Aspergillaceae. Bases 161 to 643 code for a protein of 160 amino acids.
GCCGACGCAGGCAAUCCCCAGAAUGGUAUAAUUCCUCUCGAAGGGGGAAUUGCAACUACAAGAAAUACCGCACUGUGGCAUGCUAAGCCCCCAUGUCGACAAGCUGUCCGGUUUUUAAGAUGCUGCAUACUGCAUCCAGAUCGUGCAUACGAAUGGGGGGAUGAUGGAAGUGGAAGGGGGGUGGAAAGGGAAAAAAAAGGCAGACAGGCAGGUAGGCAGACCGAGAAGCCAUAAUCGUCAGCACCAUUUGUUACCAACCACCGUCUGUACGACCGACCCGAGAAAAAGCAAAACCAGCAGCAGCGCGUGGGUUUUUUUUCGCACCCCCUACUUGCGUGGGCCGAUCCCAAAUCGGCAGCUCGAUAGUGACACAAGGUGUGGAUGUAAACGAAUGACGGGGGCGAUUUUGAAAUCCUACAAUCCUACAAUCCAGGUACUGAAUCUGACUAAACCACCACGGGGCGUACGCAUGUACAUCAUCGAAAAGUCAGUUGCCUGUGGGUUCAGACUGACGUGCUGGCAUGCGCGAGCCGAUGGGCCAUUCCGGGCACGACGACUGGUCCGGAUGAGUCUGGGCCACGGGCUGAGAGACGAGACUAGGUUAAUAGAAGAAGGUACGCGAGUCGGCACUGACGUACCAUGAGGCGUCCUUACAGGUGCAUCAACGAAGGGGGAGGGGAGACUGGAGACCCUGGAGGUACUUGGGAGGUACUCUGACCCGAACAGCCCAGCGGCUAGUGGAAAAUCAACAACAACCCGGCAGGCGAUCCACCAGGCGGCCGAGUCCAGAAUUGGUCUCGCUCGUCUUGUCUAGUCUCGACGCAGCAGCCGAAAGGGUUG